CUCCUUCUUUUUCUUUGACCAUGAAUAACACAAGCAGGACAGCCAUGACGAGCAUUAAUACACUCUUAUCUCAAUUAAAAGAAAACCCUGUGAACUGGGCUUUAUUAGCUGUUCUCGCUUAUGUUGUGCGUUCUUAUGCACAGUCGUCUAAAGUGACAGCGAUACCAGCUAAACACCCCGAGGUGAUGGUGUUCAGGAAUUACACUCCGAAAGAUUUAUUGCCCUUCGACGGACAGCAGGACAGUCACGAUGCUUCUCGCGGUCUGGCCAAAAACUCUUUUGAUUUGGAUAUGAUCACUGAUCCAAACUUGCCCAUCGAUAAGCUGGAAGACCUGGCAGCAGACGAAUGGGAAUCAUUGAGAGAAUGGGAGCUUCAUUUUGCUUCAAAAUAUUUACUUAAUGGUCGAUUCGGUCAACUGCCAGACGAGCUUGUGGUCAAAAUUUUGGGUCAUCUUCAGGUCCGUGAUCUACUCAAAGCAACAGCGGUCUGUCAAAAAUGGAAGCGAUUAGCUUUUGAUGGUAGCCUAUGGACCAAAAUUGAUACCGCGCCCUUUUAUAAGACGAUCCCAGCGGAACACCUCUUACGGCUCGGCAUCGCUGCGGGUAGUUUUUUGAAAAUAGCUAAUUUUAGAGGGUGCAUUCAGCUGACAGAGCACGAGUUACGGCAACUGUCAGAGCAUUGUCCCAAUAUUCACACCUUGUGUAUUCGAGACUGCAGAGAGCUUUCUACCGCAGGUAUCGGUGGUUUUCUUCAAAAUAGGAAUUUGCGGGUACUCGACAUCUCCGGCUUGGAUGCUGUCAAAAAUUCCACACUACAAACCAUUGGACGUUGUUUACCAGAGCUCGAGAAACUUAACCUUGCUUGGUGUCGUGGGAUCACCGGGCGAGGAUUGCAUUUCAUUGCCGAGGGAUGUCACAACCUGCGUUUCCUCAAACUGAACGGAUGUCCGCACCUCGACGAACCAACCAUGGCUGUCUUGGGUCAGCAGCUACUCAAUCUAACCCACCUGUCGUUUUCUUCAUGUACAAGUCUGACCGACGCCGCCCUGCUCGCGUUCUUGCAAUCGAGUACCGCUCCCUUGACCCACUUGAGUUUAUCCAACUGUGCGCGUCUAUCCGAUAUAUCCCUUCGUCACCUUGCUCAUCAUUGCCCACAGCUGACCCAUCUUGAACUGGCGGGCUGUGUUUUGCUGACAGAUCAAGGAUUUUGUUAUCUCGCUUCCAGAAUUCGUAGCUUUGUUCAUCUCGAUUUGGAGGACCUCCAGCAAAUUACAGGUUCCACCGUCAAAUCCCUCGCCAACCAUCAAACCAGGCUUCGCCGUCUUUGUUUAUCCAACUGCACGCAAAUCACCGACGAUGCAAUCACUCAUCUUGUCUUACACGGCGUAUGUACGCAGCUGCACCAUCUAGAAUUAGACAACUGUAUAGUGACCGACGACGUUCUCGAUACCAUCGCCCGAUUUCUCAAUAAUCAAUCCAAUCAUCGAUCAACGGGUGCAAGUACAAAAGAGAAUCAUCCCCGAACUCUGAGUGUCGAAGUACUGGACUGCUCCAAUAUCACCGAAGUCGGCGUACGAUUGGCAUUAGAGAAAGCAGCACCUAAUCUGACGAUUAAAAGUUUUUACUCCUGGCGUUACGAUAGCCAGUCAUCAAGUACGACAAGUGACGAAGAAGAGAAUCUCGAUCAUAUCCUCGCAGGUAGAAGUCGUCGGUACAAUACGGUCGGGAGACACCGGAGACAACGUAGCGGGCAAGCUGCAGGACAGCCCCAUGCAGCAGCGAAUUGUAUCAUUCUGUAAUUUUUUUUUGUUUUUCAUUAUCCACAUCCUCUUAUCAAUAGUACUUGCUCAUUUGCAAUGAACCGAGCUUCAUGUGUUCCCCCUCUUUAUUAUUUUUUUCAGCUGUAUAUUUAACUCGAAACUUGUAUAAAACAUUCAAUUAUCACGAUUAGAAAAUGAAUCAUAUGACACGAUGGAUAGGCUACAAUGUGGUUUUUCUUUUUCUUUACUCUUGUUCAAUGAGCGAUAUCACGGUGAGUGCCUGGUAAUCCUUUUUCCCUUUCCCGUU
Radiomyces spectabilis is the source of this 2067-nucleotide messenger RNA. RefSeq lists its product as uncharacterized. The transcript is spliced from 9 exons. The coding region runs from base 21 to 1799 and encodes 592 amino acids. Gene Ontology annotation, biological process: SCF-dependent proteasomal ubiquitin-dependent protein catabolic process. The record is from RefSeq and is a predicted model, not a curated record. NCBI's taxonomy places the organism in Eukaryota, Fungi, Mucoromycota, Mucoromycetes, Mucorales, Radiomycetaceae. Gene Ontology annotation, molecular function: protein binding. Gene Ontology annotation, cellular component: SCF ubiquitin ligase complex.